AUGGCGACUCCCACCACUUCUCGUCCCUCCAGUCCCGCGACCUCCCAGCUGCCACCCAUGCCAGACUCUCCCGUCUACUCACUCGCUUCAACCGCCCUCCCCCUCUCUCAGUACAACCUGCCUCUACCGCCUCCACCUCGCCCACUGCACUCUGUCAUAACAAAGGCAGAUCUCGAGCGGUCGCAGGAGGCCUAUGCCGAUCUCCUGACCUCGGCCAAGGCGUACCGGGUUGCUCUCGCUGCUCUCUCGACGGCCGCCUCAACCUUUGGCUCUGCGCUGGAAGCAUGUGCGAGACUCAAGGAGGCUCGCUCCGAGCCCAUUGGCCCUGCCGGGACUGCCAACAUGACGGCUAGCUUCACGACAAAGGGCCAAUGUACCGCCGACACCCUCAUGUCUGCGUCGGGCGUGCACCAUCUGAUUGCCAACCACCAGCAGAUCCUCUCCGAGACCGUCUACCGCUCCUUCGAAGUGCCGCUGCUACACGAGCUCGAUAAAUGGCAAACCGUCAUUGGCGACGAGGAGGAGACGUAUCAGCACAACAUCAAGGCUCAGAGCAGAGAGGUUAAGCGCCUGGAGAAGGAGGGCCUGAAGCUACAUAAGCAGAGACGCAGGGAUGUGGCACGGUUCAGGGCCCAUCUUGUGGAGUUGACCUACAAGCUCGAUGGGCUGACAAGUCUGCAUUCAGACCAUGCGAGGACGCUGCUGCGAGAGAGCCAAGAGACGAGCGGCCGGAUCGUCGACGCGAGCUGUAGCCUUGUGCGAGCCGAGGUGGACAUAUUCGAGAGCUUGGCCCGGAAGGGCUGGAGUGGUGGCGGCUUGGACGACGUCUUGGAAAAGGGCCAGGACCUAUUCGCCAUUGAGGACGACCCUUUCCAUGGUGCCGGCACGAGCGGCGGCGAAGGGGUUAAGCUCUUCUCUAUCCUGCCGCCAAAGAGCAUCUUGGCCGACACGGCGUCCGAGCCGAGAAGCGAGAGCUUGCUGACCGACGGGGAACGAUAUCAGUCGCUUGCCGCCACGGCCGCAGAUGCUAAAACACAGAGUGCUGAUUCCGAGAGCGUCUUCUCGGUAGACUUUAACAAGCCGCGGAAUGCUCGCCCCUUUUCGCCACAGCCGAUCCGGCGGGCGCCUACAGAUGUGACGUUUGACUUGUUGGAUAAUCUUGUAGCCUCUCCGUCUCUCAGUCUGCAAGACGGCAUGUUUCCACCGUUGAGCGAGAGAAUCGGCGAAGAAGACGAAGAGGAAGAUGAAGAAGAAGAGGAGCACGAAUGGAGACCAAACGCAGAAGAAGAGCAUCGUGACUACGACCAUGUUGACCACGAGCGUAACGAGAACGGCCAUAACGAGGACAAUCAUAGCAAUGGAGAACAGUCUUCCGAGGAAGCGAGGGAACAGACGCUCUCCGAUGAUGAUAGUGGGGAUCUCACCGAACGUGAAAUCACACAUGAACACGAGGAAGAAGAUGAUGAUAGCGGAGAAGAUGGUCAUAGUGAGCAAGAAGGAGAGAAUAGGCUGAAUUCGUUGAACCAUGACUUCUGA
Molecule: messenger RNA, 1536 nt
Organism: Trichoderma gamsii
Lineage: Eukaryota; Fungi; Ascomycota; Sordariomycetes; Hypocreales; Hypocreaceae
Exons: 1
Coding region: 1-1536 (511 amino acids)
Biological process (GO): vacuole fusion, non-autophagic
Cellular component (GO): fungal-type vacuole membrane
Molecular function (GO): phospholipid binding
Source: RefSeq, a predicted model, not a curated record